Messenger RNA from Gambusia affinis (western mosquitofish), 3084 nucleotides. RefSeq names its product mitogen-activated protein kinase 9 (gene mapk9). The coding region runs from base 257 to 1519 and encodes 420 amino acids. Gene Ontology annotation, molecular function: ATP binding; JUN kinase activity. Lineage: Eukaryota; Metazoa; Chordata; Actinopteri; Cyprinodontiformes; Poeciliidae. Gene Ontology annotation, biological process: JNK cascade; protein phosphorylation. The record is from RefSeq and is a predicted model, not a curated record. The transcript is spliced from 12 exons. Gene Ontology annotation, cellular component: cytoplasm; nucleus.
CUUUCCUUGCUCCUCUGUCUCUGCUUGUUUCGGCUUCUCCGCGCUGCGCUGCCGCUGGAGUUAGCUCGGACCAGGGUCUGUCUGUUUGUCAGUGGUGAGAGUCACGACUCUGGUUGUUUUAAACUUUUUUUCCUCCCACUUCACCGUCGUUCCUGAAAGAGUGGGAAAGAGUUUGACACACGUUUUGGAUGCAUGGGAGCUUCUUGGGAGCGGCGAAAGGAGAAGACUGUGCUGCUGGUCCUGACUUCUCAGCACGAUGAGUGAGGCGGAGGGCCAGUUCUACAGUGUCCAGGUGGGGGACUCCACCUUCACUGUGCUCAAGCGCUACCAGCAGCUUCGUGCCAUUGGCUCAGGGGCCCAAGGCAUUGUCUGCUCUGCUCUGGAUACAGUCCUCGGUAUCCCAGUGGCUGUGAAGAAGCUCUGCCGGCCCUUUCAGAACCAGACCCAUGCAAAGCGGGCCUACAGGGAACUGGUGCUGCUGAAAUGUGUCAACCACAAAAAUAUCAUCCGUCUGAUCAAUGUUUUCACGCCUCAGAAGUCUCUGGAGGAGUUCCAGGAUCUUUACCUGGUGAUGGAGCUGAUGGACGCCAGCUUAUGUCAGGUGAUUCACAUGGACCUGGACCACGAGAGGAUGUCCUACCUGCUCUAUCAGAUCCUCUGUGGCAUCAGGCACCUGCACUCAGCUGGGAUCAUCCACAGAGAUCUGAAGCCCAGCAACAUUGUUGUGAAGUCUGAUUGCACUCUGAAAAUCCUCGACUUUGGUCUUGCACGGACAGCUUGCACAAACUUCAUGAUGACCCCCUAUGUAGUAACCCGAUAUUACCGCGCCCCGGAGGUCAUUCUGGGCAUGAAGUAUAAGGAGAAUGUGGACCUGUGGUCAGUUGGCUGCAUAAUGGCUGAAAUGAUCUGUCAUAAAGUCCUCUUUCCUGGAAAGGACUACAUCGACCAGUGGAAUAAAGUGAUUGAGAUUCUGGGUACACCCAGUCUCGAGUUUAUGAACCGACUGAUGGAAACCGUAAGGAACUAUGUGAUGAACAAGCCGCAGUAUCCAGGCGUCAGCUUCACAGAGCUGUUCCCGGAUUGGGCUUUCCCUUCUGAAUCUGAACAAGACAAAGUGAAAACUGUUCAAGCUCGGGAUCUGCUCUCCAAAAUGCUGGUCAUUGAUCCGGAAUGCCGUAUCUCGGUCGAGGAAGCCCUUCAUCACCCCUACAUCCACGUGUGGUACGACCCUGCGGAGGCGGACGCGCCUCCUCCUCAGAUUUCAGAUAAGCAGCUGGAAGAAAGAGAGCACACCAUUGAGCAGUGGAAAGAACUUAUUUAUGAAGAAGUGAUGGACUGGGAGGAGAGGAACAAGAACGGUCUAAUGAAAGAAGACUGCUCAGAUGUGGCGUCCGGUUCCGCUUCCCAGUCGUCUUCGGCCAACGACAUUUCGUCCAUGUCCACAGAGCACACGCUGGCGUCGGACACAGACAGCAGCAGCAUCGACACGCUGACAGGGCCGCUCGACGAGAGUCAGUGAACACCUCGGUGUCCACAGCUGUCAGCUCCCCCCCAGUCGUCCCACUCAACUAAAAUGCUCAAAUGUUCCAUCUGCCUCUGUUUAGGUUUUAUCCCCUCUAACUUGUGUUUCUGUUCUUUUCUCUGAGUGAAGCAUUUUUGGAUCUUGUUUGUGACUGUUGCCUGGAGGUCAGAGUUAUGUUUGUGUAUAAAAAAAAAAAAAAAAAAUUCACAUUCACUCUUCUUUUUCUUGGUGAAUGUUUAACUUGGUCAUCUAUAAAGUCUGUGGUGUAGGUGGGGAAUUAGAGGUUUGCGUUGUAUGCCUGUGUUUUAAUAGCUUUUAUUUUUUUAGAAAACGUCAUUAUCGUUGUCUAAGAAGGGCAGACACGGACUAAACAACUGUUCGCCGCUCUGUUGCAUGCUACGCCAAAAAGAACAAAAGCUUCUCUACCAUCUGGAGGUCAUCUGAUGGUCCAAUGCUGAUCUUAUGAAUUAGAACCCUUAGCACGUUGAAAGUAUUGCAGAUGUCCACAGUGGUGCUACUGUAUCUGCGCUGAAACGUUUUUGUUUCUUUGUUUUUCAUGAACUGGCAUGUCUGAUGUGGAUUUUGAGCUUUUCACUCCAGACCGCUGUAGUUUCAGUGUUACAAUUUAGUUUCCUCAUUUGUUGUACUGUAUGUAGAGCAAGAAUCACAAAAUUCAAUUUAAGGUACUGAUGAUAAAUGUGUAUAAGCGGAUCAUAAUCCUAUAAAUCGGAAAGAGGCAUAGUGAUACCUGUAUUUAUAUAUAUAUAUUUUUUUUUGUUCUUGCAAAAAUUUGCACACAAGCCACAUUUUAGCCCGUUAAAAACAUUUAAAAGGCAAAUAAAGGCAUGGGCUGCUCUUUUUCUAAAGCAUUCCUUUAGCACUAGGAGAGUCACCAAAUUAGUCCUAAAGCCAGAAAACAUGUAGGAUCCACCUAAAGGCAGCACAAAAUGAAGAUGUUUACCUUGCAUGAAGGCAUCACACCUUCAGGAUACUGUGGGUCUGAGAGAAAUCCAUCCGGAUCUGUGUGUUUCACUUGCAGCAUCACGAUGCAUAUUGUUCCGACGGAGUAUUGUUUGCUUUAUGUUUUCUUUUUUAUCAUUACUUUAAGCCUGUAUGUGUGAUGUACAAGUUGUACAGUGCUGUCCUUAUUUCCUAUGAAUCAUCACUUAAGACAGCAGUUGCCCCAUUUGUAGAGGACGAGUUCGUGGGAGAAGUUUGCCCAGCAACAAGAGCCUGUUUAAGAGACCGUGGAGACCUGCAACUCAAAGAAGAGCCUUUUAUAUGAACUGCAGAGCUGCUUUUUGCCUAAAUAAUUGCACAGUGUGUUGAAUAAUCAGAAUUAUGACACUACAGAGCCACUGAGGACUUAAGCACCACAUUGUACACCAACAUGGUUUUUAUUCUUUCUGUCAUGCCUUAAACAACCUGACGAGUGGCCAACUCAUUCUGUAAUUCCUUAGCUCUUCUCUGAGCUAUCUGAGAUGUGUGACUGCAAUGACCACAAUAUCACUUGGCCAACAUCUUUACCCAAACUCAAAUCUAAUAAAGUGGACAUCAGUGAU